This is a messenger RNA of Cotesia congregata, 2928 nucleotides long. Lineage: Eukaryota; Metazoa; Arthropoda; Insecta; Hymenoptera; Braconidae. The record is from the annotation of a GenBank genome assembly.
AUGUCGAUAUUUGCUUGUUGCUUUCGCCGGAAACACCUGAGAAUUGACGACCCGAAGAUUCCAGUUAUCAUGGAGCCGCCUGAAAUUUCCUGGGAAAACACCCUGGGCUCGCCAAAUGGGGUUCCUUUUGACGAUGAUACCAAGCAGCUGGUUAAAGAUUGUAUGCAUGUCUGCACACCACCCCCUGUUACGCUGACGACCCUUAUCAAGAGGAGCGAAAUUUUUCCGAUUCAGUUUCCCAUUAAAACAGUCAGAUGCUCGUUCUUGAAAGAAAGAGGCAUCAAAACUGAUAUUCUUGAGUUCAACUCAAAUUCAGCAUACCCAAUAAUCCACGAAGCGAUGCUCCCCUUGAUAGCAGGAUGGCUGAAGUUUAAGCGUGAGCAAGGAAGCCCCAUAGAAAAAGCCAUGUACAAAAAUAUGGGCCUGAUACAAUUUAUCCAGCGGCUGCUGGACAAGCGCGCGGUUGCGUUUUACGGCUCAGACGACCGAUGGAAGCUGAUAGACAAAAAGUCCGGAGAAGGAGGAUGGGAGUUCGUCGGCACUGACCAAGAAAAGGAACCGUUGGUCCUCUCGAAAUGUCUGUCCUACGACGAAAUCAAGCUUUCUGCCAUGAUGGUGGUCUCGUCUCACACUGAGUUUAUAAAUGACGGGGCUCGCGAAAAUCGGGGAGUAAUUUGCAACGACUCUGAUGCAUUUCAGCCCAGGGGAGUCAUCAUGGGGGUCAUUGGCUCCAGGUUUGAACGUUCCAGGUUCAUGGAGUCACAGGAUAUUGUCAUUUCUCCUUUGCAAAAUAAUAUGGAUAAUGGUUAUGGCCCUUCUGUGGAUGGAGUACCCGAGAUAAGAGAGUUACGCACCCUCUGGUCACGAUUCUACGGCCAAGACUACCAUCCACUGUACGAACAAGCAAUAAGACGAACUAAAUCCAAAGAAAACAAACGCUAUAUUUCUUUGACCAACCAAACUAUAUUUGAUGUCGAGAAUUAUAUGAAAAGGACGCUAUUGUCUGUGGAGAUUAUUCUUUUGGAAGCUAAUACGAGAGCUGAGAAACAAAAUACUACUGCAUUUCUUCAUGUUGUAGGUUUUGGACUCGGUGUAUGGAAGAUAAUGCAUGAUCAAGAGAUGUAUUUCCUGAAAACCUUCGAAAUAGCCCUGAAAAAAAUGAACAGAAAAUUAAAGUAUGUAUCAGACAUAAUGUUCGCUUACUUUUGCCAGCAAAAAUGCGGUGAUGCUGGUAAUGGCGACUACUUAGGAGACAUCAAGAUCCACUUCGCGUUGAGAGAGCCUCACAGCAAGCUAGUGCGUUCCACCGACGCCGACAAACUUCUUGUGGUAACCUACGCGUGGGACGGAAACGCGUUCCCAGGAAACGAGUUCUGGAACGGAUACUUAGCAGCAAGCGGAGACCCAGCGGCGGCUUGCAGCAGCCAAAUCUCCGAACUGCACAACCCGAUGAUAAACUCGCGAAUCUGCGGAACGAGCCUGCACGACAGGAUCAGCCCACUGGGCACUGGUCAGCGAAGACCAUCUCGUUCCCCGAGGAGCCAGCGAAGCCGCAGCGCGGACGUUGACCGCCUAAGAAAGUACGCGGAGCGCAUAGAGGAGCGCAGGAACACCGAAGGAGGCGAGUCCUGGCGACUGAACCCGUCCCGCUGGCUCCCGAGGUCCCGGUCCGGGUCUCGGAGUCCCUCCGCAGAGCGGAAACCUUCUCUGAGUCCCGUUAGCGACAAGCUGGACCUUCCUGCCCAAAUUUCUCCUUCUUCCAAGACCCUCCAGAUUUCUCCCAGCUUGGAGCGCCGUCGCGUGUCCAGUUUCGAGGAACAAUCUCGGGUAGUAAAGCCGGCGUGCAGGAGCCUGAGUUCCGACGUCGAGUCCAGGGACCGGAGGCUCGACCGAAGAAACACCGAGGUCACUCACGAAAAAAUUCUGUCCUUCAGGUGGGUUCCUAUCCCGAAAAUCAGCGACCCCUCGGAGCCUCCGAAACUCGCCAAUAGAUCCGCGAGAAACGCCGCCAGCAAGUGGAUGACCUUUGCCAAGUAUCAGCUGCCCUCCAGUCUGCCCAGGCAGAGCUUGUCCGUCGAGAGGAAAGCUUCCGUUCAGCUCCAGGAGACUCCCAAGUGGCCAGUUAGGAAAUUUCACUCGGAAAACUCCAAAAGCGAGAUUGAAAUUGACCAUGAUAUUAUCAACGAAUCCUAUUUAGCGAAGAAAAACGACCCCGUGGAUAAAAUUGCAAGGAUUAGUCAGAAGAUCCGCGAGUUGUAUGACUUCAAGACGGAAAACGAAUGGCCAAAACGGGCCUCCAAUGCCUCGAAUCAGUACACCUGGAUCAGCAACAGCAGCGAAGAUGAUGGGGCUAAAGGUAAACAACCCAGGAGGAGAAACAGCAAGGAUUUGGAGUUCAAUGACAGGGUCAAUAGCGCUAGGCCCAAAAUCAGGAGGCAGAACUGCGAAAAUGAAGAAAAUGAUAAUUUUACAGCGGAGAGAAAAGGCGUGAAAAGGUUUAGUGAAGAAAGGAUGCGGCUUAGUGAAGAUUUGACUACUAACACUCACAAAGCCAUUGUUCCGGAGAGAAGGACCUUUUCUGAUGACCAUGAGACCAGGAACAGGCAUAGUUGGGAUGCAAGAGAUUGUGGGAGGAAUAAUAAUUGUGCAGCGAAAAGGGACUCUGAUGUCAGUGGAAGCUACGCUGAGGUCAUUUCUAAGCGCACUAGCGAUGCUAGUUAUGUUAGCAUCGGGAAAUGUCUCAGUGUUGAGAAUAAACCCUCGGAGAGAAUCAUCGAAGUUCCGCCGAGACGCGCCUUAAGUCAGGGUGAAGAACGUCCGGCGACUCCUUUACCUACCAACGAUCAACUCAACGAUGAUUUGCCGUCCAAAUCGAUGAUGCUGAGGGCAAAGAGAAAGAGUACUAGGUAUAAAGUUUACUUGACGUAA